AUGAGGUCUAUGAGACUUAUUAGUGAUGAGGCAUAUUUACAUAUGAUGAAGACAUCUCCAAGAUUCUGGAGUAAAUCACACUUUAAGGUAACUAACAAAUGUGAUACUCUACUCAAUAACAUGUCUGAGGCAUUCAAUAGUGUGAUCCUUGAGUCAAGGACCAAGCCUUUAGUAACAAUGCUGGAAGAGAUCAGGACCUAUUUUAUGGAGAGAUGGGCUAAGAAUAGGAUGCGGUUUGAGAAUUUACCUGAUGAUGCAGUGCUGCCAAACAUUAGAAAACAAGUGGAGAAAACAAGUACCUACACCAACUCAUGGAUUGUAAGGAUGUCUGAUGAACAUAUUUUUGAAGUUAAGCAUGUGCAAGAUCCAGCUGACAUGUUCACUGUGAACUUGAAGGACCACAUAUGUUCAUGUAGGAGGUGGGAGUUAUCUGGUUUGCCAUGUGUUCAUGCAUUGUCAUGUAUGAAGAGUAGGAACUUUAGAUUUGAAGAUUUCAUUCCAGAGUACUAUAGGAAGAGUAGGUACAUUGCUGUCUACAAACCAGUUAUAUAUCCUGUGAAUGGUUCUAACCUAUGGGCAAGGACACAAUACCCAAAUGUGCAUCCUCCUAAGUUCAGAAAAAUGCCUGGCAGACCAAAGAAGAAGAGGAAUCUUGAACAAGGAGAGCUUGAUGGUACUGAUAGAAAACUUAGGAGGACAUGA
Molecule: messenger RNA, 702 nt
Organism: Vicia villosa (hairy vetch)
Lineage: Eukaryota; Viridiplantae; Streptophyta; Magnoliopsida; Fabales; Fabaceae
Exons: 3
Coding region: 1-702 (233 amino acids)
Molecular function (GO): zinc ion binding
Source: RefSeq, a predicted model, not a curated record